Messenger RNA from Mycena citricolor, 2031 nucleotides. The record is from the annotation of a GenBank genome assembly. NCBI's taxonomy places the organism in Eukaryota, Fungi, Basidiomycota, Agaricomycetes, Agaricales, Mycenaceae.
CCAACAUUCACGUCUGAGAAUUAAAUGAGGCAACGAUGGUCAGUCACAAACGCGACAUCACUCAAUUGACAAGUGAUAGACGCGCCUCGUGCUCCUGCAUUGUGCCAUCUUGGGCUUUUGUCUUUGUCCUCUUUUGCGCGGCCGUACAUAAGCAGUACGCUUCCUGAACGAUCCACUAGUAAUGUCCCUUCACGAAUUCGACUCCGGAGCUGGCCUCGAGUCGAUGCUUCUACACUUCAGCCGUGACUUGGAAACUGCCACCUCACAUUCUUUCUCGCCUCUACUCGAUGGAUAUAUGGUUGUGACCCAGUCGGAGGCGAAGCUGGCGAGCGGCGGCGCCCUGAACCCUCAUGGUAGCGGUCCUCGUGUACCGCUAGCCGCCAAGUCUCCGAAUGUGAAUCUGCCGGUAUGCAAAGGCAAAACGCCUCUGCGACCGACAACCAGUUUCACGGGGGAUAUCGCACUCACAGUGACACCGCAUAUGAACUGCAAUACAGACAACCAGUCGGCUUCUGUCAACAUUUCACUCGACCUCUCACGCCCAUGUACACCUUUCCAACCAAUUCCUCCUCUUGCAAUAUCCUCGCCGUUGUCCGUUCCCUCACUAUAUGAGUUUUUGUCACGGAACCGCUGUGCAUCCAUCGCCGAACCGUGUCCUUCCACCUCUGUCGCUCAUUCCGAGUCUCAUUUGGCACCAUCUCUCGACAUCUCAGUCAUUGAACCUCCCCGGCGGUCCGACACCCCCUCGACGCGUCCACUUGCCAUUCGCAUUCCUGCGUCGGUAGCACACCACAACAGUCCCUACGUUCCCUGGUCGUCUCCCGUCCGACGAACGAUUCUGCGCCCGAUGACGCCUACCUCUGCUGCCACAUCACGUUUCUCGGCGUACUCGCGCCCAUAUUCUCGCAGCGGGGCGCGGGCACCGGAGCCGCGGGACGUAGACGACACGCCCAGCCCCAGCCCCACGGCGCGUCCGCGCUUUCUUCGAUUAUCGAAGAGCUUGAAGCAUCUCAGGAAGUCGAUGAGACAGGGUGCUCGACGCGUGAAAAAAGUUUUCAAGCGCGCAGAGCCGGGGAGGCCUGUCGAGACUGCUGUGCCACCACGGGAGUCGCCGAGAGGACUGAUUCUUCCGCCCUUGCCCUCGCCUGCGGUUUCGUGCGAGUCAUCUAACUCCAACACGCUUGCGGACUGGCUACGGGACUGCGAGAGGAAAUUAGAGCGGGCCACACCGCGCAUGAUGACACUGGAGGAGUACGAUGAAUGCGGGAGUUGGCGCGAUCGCACCAGCAUCCUUGACGCAUGCGAGGUGCAAUCGAUUCUAUUCUCGGACGAUGCAUGACCUGGCCAUGAUGAAAUCACACUCGCAAGAAACUCUGUAUCGACUACCAGUACUAUCUUAUAUUUCUAGCUCUUGAUUUGUACCGCAUUAAUUAAUGUUUGUUUAUUCGCGCCCAACUCCACCCGUGACGACAUUAUCUCGUCCAGGGGUCCCACCCAGUCCACAAUGACGAAACUGGGCGAAAACUCAAACAUAUAUAACUCUCCUGCAGACCGCGUUGGAACGCCGCAAGAACCAUGACUCUAGAACAGAAGCAAGCACAGUACUCCCGACAGCUCUACGAAUACACGCUCAGGCAGUGUGAUAACGUCCGUCGCAAACUCGAGGAGUCCCCGCACACGACACCGCCUGGGCUGGAGGACAGCCGCGAUGCCAGGGACGGCGCACCAGACACUCCCAAACCGAGAACGAGCGAAAGCAGUCAUGGUCACGGCGGCAUCCGAGGACGCGUGAGCAAAGUGUGGAAAAGGCUAUGAAGUAGUCGGACACAUCGUCCAACGCAUGAUGAGGCAGCUGCCGCAUCUUGACCGAGAACAGCAUGAUUUCUCUGUAGGUACAGGACGGCAACAAGGAACCCAGCGACCCACGAAUGACCUUGCGAGCUCUUGAACUCUUCGAUAAUAACUUUGUACAAUUCUUGUAUUAUUCCAGUCAAUGUAUUUGCACUUCGCACAAGCGGGAGACCAAGUCUC